UGCUUAGCAUUUGAUUCAGAACCCUUUUUGUCGUUUUUCACGCUGCAACGACCCGACUCCGAUGUGUUCCGUUAUCAACGACCAGAAGCUGUCAUUUCCGCACCUGCCACGGUAGGGAUCGGUGGACAGUAAAAGAACGAGAAGAGAGGCAAGGGCAUUGGAAGCGGGGGAGCGAAAGCGAGCGAGAGACCGAGAGAGAGAUCCAGAGACAACCAGCGAUAGACAUAUACAGGCUUAAAGUAAUUAGAUUCCAUGGACGAAAUGCUGCUGUUAACACGAAUUGUGCUAGUAGGUUUCGUCUGCUUGUCCUUCGUGUCCUCUGGGUUGGCUUGUGGACCAGGCAGGGGCUACGGAAGGAGAAGACACCCGAAGAAACUGACACCUUUAGCUUACAAGCAGUUCAUUCCCAACGUUGCAGAGAAGACCCUUGGGGCCAGUGGCAGAUAUGAAGGCAAGAUCACUAGGAACUCUGAGAGAUUUAAGGAGCUGACUCCCAAUUACAAUCCUGACAUUAUCUUUAAGGAUGAAGAAAACACUGGCGCUGACAGGCUUAUGACACAGAGAUGCAAGGACAAGCUGAAUUCGUUGGCCAUCUCAGUCAUGAACCAGUGGCCUGGAGUUAAACUAAGGGUGACAGAGGGCUGGGACGAAGAUGGACACCAUUUCGAAGAGUCUUUACACUAUGAGGGAAGGGCCGUGGACAUCACUACCUCUGACAGAGACAAAAGCAAAUACGGCACACUGUCCAGGCUUGCGGUGGAGGCUGGAUUCGACUGGGUCUAUUAUGAAUCUAAAGCCCAUAUCCAUUGUUCAGUCAAAGCAGAAAACUCGGUUGCUGCUAAAUCUGGGGGCUGCUUCCCAGGCUCAGCUUCAGUGACUCUCAAAGAUGGAAGUAGGAAGCUGGUCAAAGAUCUUAGAAUUGGCGACAUGGUGAUGGCCGCGGACAGUGAGGGGAAGCUCGUGUAUAGUGAGUUCAUUAUGUUCGUGGACCAAGACGUAGAAACAAGAAGAGUGUUCUAUGUCAUAGAGACGAAAGAACCAUCCAGAAAAAUAACCCUGACCGCUGCUCAUCUCCUCUUUGUUGUGAACAACACAACGGAUCGUUUCGACACCAUGACCGCGACGUUUGCCAGCAACGUCAAACCCGGACAGAAGGUGUUCAUUGUAGAUGACGUGCACAACCAACUGAAGGCAGUCACCGUGGAAAGGAUUUACAUGGAAGAAUACGAAGGCUCAUUUGCUCCGGUCACCGCUCAAGGAACCAUUGUUGUUGACCAGGUACUUGCAUCCUGCUACGCGGUAAUAGAAGACCACAAGUUGGCGCACUGGGCCUUCGCACCUGUCAGGCUGAGCCACGGACUGACGUCAUUAUUAUUUCCGAAAGACUAUUCAAUGUCGAACGGCACGUUUCAGGAAAACGGUGUCCACUGGUACUCGAAGAUUCUAUAUCAAAUAGGAACGUGGGUUCUGGACAGCGACUCUCUUCAUCCACUGGGGAUGUCAAUAAACUCAAGUUGAAACAUGAAACAUCUAACAGCAAAGCAAAAUAAGACUAAUGUAGGAUAAGAAAUGAAAGUAGCGAUAAAGAGACAGAGGCCCCGGAGGAGAUGGGAUAUUUAUUUCAUUGACAUUUACAUGUGUCCUUUUCAAAGAAUAAAUGGACCUGCAAGAGCCUUAAAACUUUUCUUUGAAUAAUUUAUUCUCAUGUGAACUCUCGCUGGUACCACGCGAAUGGAUUCGAAUACUGUGUGACCAGUCAAUUGUGCAGAAUCUAUUUUUGUAUUAUAUCACAAGUAAACCGCAAAGAAAAAAGAGAAAUGUAAAAAGAGAAAACCUCUUGACAGUUCGUAAUGUUCUGUGCAUAUGUGCAACUGACUGUUAUAUUUUGGGGGAUAAACAUACUUCUUGGGGGUCCAUAAAUUAUAUUUUUAUACACAGAAUUGUAAAUUAGAUUUUGACAGAUCGUUACUUACUGAAUCACAUUU
Megalops cyprinoides (Indo-Pacific tarpon) is the source of this 1985-nucleotide messenger RNA. RefSeq names its product sonic hedgehog signaling molecule a (gene shha). Lineage: Eukaryota; Metazoa; Chordata; Actinopteri; Elopiformes; Megalopidae. The record is from RefSeq and is a predicted model, not a curated record. Gene Ontology annotation, biological process: multicellular organism development; cell-cell signaling; regulation of gene expression. Gene Ontology annotation, molecular function: patched binding; calcium ion binding. The transcript has 3 exons. The coding region runs from base 253 to 1518 and encodes 421 amino acids.